AUGGAGACAUUACUAGCGCAUUCAUUCGAUUAUCUCUCUUCCUAUGAGCCAAGUAAAGUCCGCAAGGGCCUACGCCAGGUGGAAGGUCUUCUUGCACAGAUCUGUUUAUCCAAGUCGAAACAGCCAGUGUCUGAUAAACGAAAGUCGUUGCUCUCGUUUGGUGCUCCACCACCAGUGCCCAAGGCUCUAUGCGACUUGAAGGAUGAUCCCGCGUUUCGUGAAUUUUUCAAGUUACAAGAUGGCUUCCAAUGGAAUGUCGCAUUGCGCCUGGUAACUUGUUUGGAGCAUCUGCUGGGUCGCGGAACCAAUGGCACCAAUGGCACCAAUGACCUGCUGAUCUUGUCGACUCUCGAUUUAAUUCAAGGCGUGCUCCUGCUUCAUCCACCAUCGCGAACGCUUUUCGUUCGUGAAAUUUACAUGAACCUGCUUCUCGACCUUCUCGAUCCCGUCAAUUGCCCAGCAGUCCAAUGCGCGACCCUCCUUACGCUUGUCACCGCUCUUUUAGACAAUCCAGCCAACACGCGAACAUUUGAAGAGCUGGACGGAUUGCUCACAGUGACUUCGCUGUUCAAGCAGCGUUCCACCUCCCGUGAGGUCAAGCUUAAGCUGGUUGAAUUCCUCUAUUUCUAUCUGAUGCCGGAGACCCCCACGUAUCCUAUGAGACCCGGGGCAAGCGCACCAAAUACGGCAGUUCUGGGUCAUCAUCGCAGUCCGAGCAAAAUGGCCGCCACCCCAUAUUCGCGAAGUCUCAAUGUCUCUGCGUCGGGGCAUGGUGGAAAGGGCAAUGGUGAGACGCGUACGACAGAAGAGAAGCAAGCCCUCCUGGGUCGGUUUCUCAACAACGUCGAAGACCUGGUGGAGGACUUGAAGGAGACGGCUCCUUUUGGUGCGACGGUUUAUUAG
Messenger RNA from Aspergillus clavatus NRRL 1, 903 nucleotides. Its product is annotated as cell division control protein 14. The transcript is spliced from 2 exons. The record is from RefSeq and is a predicted model, not a curated record. NCBI's taxonomy places the organism in Eukaryota, Fungi, Ascomycota, Eurotiomycetes, Eurotiales, Aspergillaceae. Bases 1 to 903 code for a protein of 300 amino acids.